Messenger RNA from Branchiostoma belcheri (Belcher's lancelet), 969 nucleotides. RefSeq lists its product as uncharacterized. NCBI's taxonomy places the organism in Eukaryota, Metazoa, Chordata, Leptocardii, Amphioxiformes, Branchiostomatidae. The transcript is spliced from 5 exons. The record is from RefSeq and is a predicted model, not a curated record. The coding region runs from base 67 to 969 and encodes 300 amino acids.
GACGGGGUCAUCACACAAGGUCAAGGGUCAAGUACGAUACGGUUUGAGAGUGUGGAUCAUCGAACUAUGCCGCGGGAACUAAAAUGUUACCCAAAACAAGAUGGCGGUCUCGUGAGUGAGGAUGUCCUACAGAACUUGAGUGACUCAGCAAUUUUGGAAAUUUAUACUUUUUCAACUGCAAAGACCACAGAUAUGGCAGCAAUAGUGGGGGCAGGCAUUCAACCAGAAACCUCACCAAAGGACCGUGAGGUUUUCACUUUGGCAGUUAUCAUGAGUUGUGCAUUUGGAGGUUUGAUGUUCCUGUGUGUGGUGAUUAUAGCAGCCUGGGUUUACAACAAGAGGAAGGCAUCGCAGAGAACAUCUCAACUUCAAGAAACUGGAACAAGCCUAACUGGAGAUGAUAAUGCACCACAACAAGAGACUUCUUUACCCAUCCUGUUGCCAGAGUACAGUAGCCAGUCUAUUGACACAGGCUUUACAAGUGAGACUGACCCAACCCCUUCAGCAGUUGGUGUUGGCCUCCCUGUACAAGUCUCUUCCAUACACCCAAACCUACAAGAACCAAACUUCAACCCAAGAGUCCCAAUCAUGGUUUCACUGAAGACAACCACUCCUCAACACGCAGUCAGCCAGAACGCAGCUCUUGGAAACAGAGGAAAAAAACAGACCUCACCAAAAGUUGCAGCCACCCCUGAUAGAAUUCUACAUCUUAAUGAAGAAACAUCUCCAAAAGAUGAGGUAAAAGCUAUCAAAAGAUGCGGGUGCGAACCAGCCUCCAGUUUGACAUACGUAGGCAGAGCCACGCGUCCCAAAUCUGUUGCAAAUGCCAGAAAGAGAGAGGACGUAAGAAGUUCCGUCAGUUUGGAUGAGUCAACCCCCUCAGAACCCCACACUCUCUGCUCCAGCCUCCCAGACUCAGUCAGCUGUCCAGAGCUUGACGAAAUGAUCAGCGGGAAAAGUACCACGUAA